Messenger RNA from Drosophila ficusphila, 1635 nucleotides. RefSeq lists its product as uncharacterized. NCBI's taxonomy places the organism in Eukaryota, Metazoa, Arthropoda, Insecta, Diptera, Drosophilidae. The record is from RefSeq and is a predicted model, not a curated record. The transcript has a single exon. The coding region runs from base 155 to 1483 and encodes 442 amino acids.
CAAUUUCAAUUCAUUGACAGCAAAUAAGAUAAUACAAAGAAAAUUUAAGGGAUAUAGCCUGAAUAUUUUAACCUAGCAAUAAAAAUUUUCCGUGAGUUUAUUGUCCAAAUUAUGCUCAAAGGAUUGGCUAAGUCGCUGUAGACCAUCGGAAGCCAUGCUUCAAAAUGGUGCGUACAAGGAGCGUCCCUUAUGUCAGAUGGUCCGUGACCUCUCAGAUGCCCAGUUGACCAUGAUGGGACGGACUUACCAAGUAAAUCUGGGUCCCAUAACCCCGCAGAAUCGGAAGAUCGCAGAGCGCCGUCUUCAUGUAGCGAUGAUCGAAGAGAGGGCCAAGUUCCGAGCACAACAGCAGUUUGCCCAGGAGCAGCGGAACCCAAGUAACUUCCAGACAUACCUGCCGGCAAGGAACCCCUAUGGUGUAUUGAAUACACUACCUCAGAAUCGGCCUCAGGCUUACUGGCCACCUGUAGGUUCAUCCAAUGUGCGUGGUCCGCCGCCUCCUUCUUCGGCAUUCCAAUAUCGCUCGGAGCGUCCGGAUCCUGUUCGCGAACCAAGUCGGUAUAUCAGUUGGCGGCAGCAAUUCCAAAAGACAAAUAAUAAUGACAACCAUUUUCUGGGCUUGAAGAUGCCCUUCUCCCUGGAGACAGUAAUGGACAUCAGAUCGAGAAUAAGUGAUACUAUUAGCCGUUUUCGGGGCGGAGAAACUGAAGGUUCUAUAAAAGAAUCUGAUAGAUAUAAUGGUAAAGAUGCAUAUCAGAAAAGAUAUCAAGAGGAUAAUUCCACCGAAAGUUGUGAUGAAGAAGAGCCAGAAGAAUCACUUCAACAGGAUUUGGAUGAUCCUUUCUCCGAGGAACUAGAAAAGGACACGCUCUCCGAGCUUUCAGAGGAUGAGAAAAUUCAGAAGGCACCGCUGGAAUCCUAUGUUCAUCCCUAUCCCUAUGAUUUCCGGAAAAUGGAGAGGAUGCUCAACGGAACGGAUGCGGAAUCCCAGAAAGAAAUUCGCCCCUUUGAUAGUUUUACCAGCGUUCCCAGCGUUUACUAUGAGUUCACCCACCAAGUUCCCAUGGCUCGAACAACGCCUUCUGCGGAUCGAAAACGCCGCUUUCGCUGGUGGUGGCAACGGAGGGAGGAAGCGGGGGACGAGCGGAUUCCCGAGGGGGAGCGGACCACCGAACAGGACCUUCUGCAGGAGCGGGAACUAAAAACUAUUAACUACCUAAGCGAGGUGCCAACACGAGUGGAUGAUGGAGUGCUGGAACUGAUGGGCCGUGUGGAUCUGCGAGACGAUAGCGAUGAGGAGGCGUUGGAGCAACUCGAAGAAAUUAGACAAAGACCUCGAUCUUUUGCCCAAUUCUGCCGCCACAUUUUCCACCUGCUCUGGUGCGAUCCCCAUGGAAAACUCGAUGCCGAAAAGCUGCGAUGCAGCUUCUUUUGCUGCUGCAUGGCUUUCGGCGUUUACGUUGGCUUCAAGUUGAUGAAGUAGUGGCACAAACUUGGCCAAAAAGGUAGAGAAAAUGUUUGGUGUUUGUCUUCAAGAAAGUCCCUUCAAAUUUAAAUUUAAAGUAAUACUUCUCAGACUUUUACUAUUAUAUUUAUACAAUAAAGUGGAAGAAUCAAAUAUUAGCAAUACCAAAA